Plutella xylostella (diamondback moth) is the source of this 5567-nucleotide messenger RNA. Lineage: Eukaryota; Metazoa; Arthropoda; Insecta; Lepidoptera; Plutellidae. The record is from RefSeq and is a predicted model, not a curated record.
AACAUCGUUACAUUUCUUGUAAUAUAAGCUGAUAAUUAUGUACCAAACGGACAAAAAAUAUCGACUGUUAUCGGAUAUAUUAUUAGAUGUCACUGCUUCUAAUGUCAAUUCGGUAACUAGAGAAACAUGUGUAAAGAUUGCUACAGUUCUAAAAAAUAAAAAAAGUACAAUCUCCCGAAUUUAUCAAAAUCCUAAAUGCUUACGAAAGAUUUUAAACUCAAAAAAAUUUUUAAACUAUCAUAGAAACAGACAUUAUCCCGAAAUUUUUCAAAAUUUGCAGCCUGAAAUCAAUGCUCUAAAUCAUAGCGUAAAUAAUUCCCCUGUUUACUCUCCACUUGGGAACAUCAAUUCGCCACAGGAUUUGGACAAUAUUUACUUACAGCCUGAAGGCAGUCAUGCUCUAAAUCAUAGCAUAAAUAAUUCCCCUGUUUACUCUCCACUUGGCAUCAUCAAUUUGCCACAGGAUUUAGACAAUAUUUACUUACAGCCUGAAGGCAGUCAUGCUCUAAAUCAUAGCAUAAAUAAUUCCCCUGUUUACUCUCCACUUGGCAUCAUCAAUUUGCCACAGGAUUUAGACAAUAUUUACUUACAGCCUGAAGGCAGUCAUGCUCUAAAUCAUAGCAUAAAUAAUUCCCCUGUUUACUCUCCACUUGGCAUCAUCAAUUUGCCACAGGAUUUAGACAAUAUUUACUUACAGCCUGAAGGCAGUCAAUCACAGUACUCUAAUUGUUACGAUAGUAUCUAUACUAAUCAUACACAAUCCUCUUCAGGAAGAAUCUACUCAGAAGUCAGUCAAUUUGAGAACUGUGAGGAGAGCAAACUGUAUUUAAAUGCUCCUGCAAGUUUAUCGUCUAUAAUUAUAGAUAGUUUUAAUACUUUUAAACAUAUCAAUCAUACAGAAUCCACUCCAUUACCAAUAACAAGCUCUCCAUCACUAAUAUUAAAAGAUCAAGAUAUUAUAGAUGCACCAAUAUUUGACAACAGUCAUUUGAAUGAUCAUGUCUUACCCACUUGUACUGUUAGUAAAUGCUACUUAGUUGACGGUAAUCAGCCUAACCAUUCAAUAGUAAACAAUAAUAAUGAUAUAUCAGAUGUAAUUUUUGACAUACCAAAAGAAGUACAAAAUUUAACAAUAGAUACAAAAAAUGAUAAAAUUUUGCCUCUUACCUCUAAAAAUAUUUCACCAACAGCUAUAGAUAAAAAUUCAGCACUAGAUUAUGUAGAGGGAACAUUUAUUAUAAAUAAUUCACUUUACAAUGUCAUUGUUGAAAAUAAUAAAUUAGUUGAAAAGUUUUACCCGUAUGUGAUAAAGACCUUAAUACAUAACUACGUCAAUAAUACCUGUACCUUUAAUAUACGCUAUAAAAGCUAUAAAAAAAAAUAUUGUCAAUUUAAAAUUGUGAUGGAAUGUAUUCAUAGAGAUUGUAAAAAAGUCAAAGUAUUAUUAAAAACAAGUGACUAUUCAGCUGAAGUAAAAAGUAACAGUUUAAAUUUCAGCCACAAAAGUCCUAAGACAGGUUGGGUUACAGGUGUUGAAAGAGAAAUUCUUAAAAGAAGGUUAUAUAAUGACAAAGCAUUAAAUGUAAAAAAUAAGGAUUUAAAUGACUGUCUAGAUGAAAAAUUUAAAAAAACCAAAAAAUUAGGUUUGGUGAAAUCAGAUGAGGUUUACAGAAAAGCACGAUCUGAAGCUCUAGCAAUCAAUGACAGGUCCAAUAAUGAUUUACUUGACCUGUUGGCAUAUCAAAGUAAACAUGCGUCAUUUGUUCAACGUAUUAGUAUGCCAUUUCAAGUGAUAAUAUUUAGCCUCGAACAGCUACAAGUUUUGAUACAGGCACCACCUACAAUGCUACAUUUUGAUGCAACUGGCAGUGUUGUACGAAAGCCCAAACUUAGUAAAGGAAGUGAGGUUGAAUGUAAACGGGUAUUGUAUUAUUGUGGAGUGGUUAAUAUUGAAAAUAGAAUAUUACCUAUUUUCAGCAUGAUUUCUGGUAUUCACACUACAGUAGCCAUUUAUCAAUUAUUAAUGGAUUUCAAAUAUUUUUGUAUAAAACAGAAUUUCUGGCCAGCUUUCAAUGGAGUAGUGUCAGAUUUUUCAUUUGCCAAUUUGAAUGCUCUUGCAUACGCAUUUAAUAACUGCCGUAAUUUGAAAGAAUAUAUUAAUCAUACUUAUGAUUUGAUAACAGGAAAAAUAACUAUGUCAGAAGAGUAUGUGCCUAUAUACUUAUGUGUGGCCCAUUUCAUGAAAAUGAUGUCACAAGAUGUGAAAAAACAUGUUUCUGACUCAGGCCACAUUAACUAUAUUUUGGAUAUGUUGGGAGGUUUGAUGCAAGUCCGAAACUUAGAAGAAAUUGAUUUAUAUGUAAGAUGGUUGUACAUAUUUUUUAAUUCUAAAUAUGAAUCUUCUUGUGUCAAGGAAGCCGAAACAUCAUUGUGUAAUUUUAAAGAUACCAUUGAUGUAGUUUCAGAAAAUACAAAUGAUAACAUAGAAUUUGAAGAUAAAAAUGACCCUCUUUUCAGAAAUAACAAAUUUUUCUUUAGAUAUAACGAUCUUAUUAGUAAAAUUGACAUAGACUCUGAAGUGCCCAAUACUGAGUUGAAUGUUUAUUACAAUCCAACUCUUUUCGACAUAAUUCUCAAGAAGUAUCUGACAGUAACACCACUGUGGUCAAACAUUUUAAAAAAAGAAAGAGUUUCAAAUGCAUCUGUCGAAAAUUUCUUUGGUACAAUGAAAGCAUUAGUUUUAAAUAAAAGGUCAUAUCUGAAAUGCACGCAAUUUAUAAGAUUAGAAAGAGAAUAUAUUUUAGCUAAAUUCAAAGAAUUUACACAUAAUAUACCAAAAAAGAGACUUACAAAAGCUAAGGAAGAUGAAGAAACCUGGGAGAGGAAAAGGCCAAGAAAAUCGAUUACUCAUUUUGAUGGGAAACAUUUAAGACCAAAAAAAACAAAUUUGCUCUUAAAACACGACAAAGCAUUGAAUAUUGCAAACAUAGAUCAUGAACCAGGAUUGUGUAAAAUAAAAAUAGAAAAAGGUACAGAUAUGAACAUAGAUCAUGAACCAGUUCAUCCAGUAUUGUCUGAGAUAAAAAUAGAAAAGGAUACAGAUUUUAAACCACCUCAACAAAAAAAUAUUGAUUACUUACAACAUAGAAAAAAAAAAAAAGUGGAUGAAGUAAAAAUUACUGAUACAGAUAUUAAAUCACCUCAACAAAAUGUAAUUGAUAACUUACAACUUCACAACAAUGGCUUAGUGAGGGAUCCAUCAUAUUACAUAACUGGUUUAGAGAGAAAAUAUUAUGUAUCUGUUUUUGAUAAAUCGCCUGAUUUAGUCAAAGAAUUAGAUAAGGAAGACUUUGAGACGCUUAGUGGAACAAAAUGGUUAUCGAAUAUUGCUGUUGAUCACUGUCUAGCUGUAUUAAACCAAAAUAAUACAGACAAAUAUCAUAUUCUUUCUGUCAACUUCAGUUCGAACUUAUUCUCAAAUAAAAUAGAUUUGACUGACGAACAUAUACAGGAACUGAACACAAGAAAUAUGGAACAAUCUCUAAUCUUUCCAAUAUUGUUACAAAAUCAUUUUACACUUGUUCAUCUUUCAAAUGGUGGAAAGAAAAUGACUUGUAUUGAUCCUAAGGGUAAUGAAGUUAAAUAUGUCAAUAAGUACGGUAACGUGAUAAAAAAAUAUUUUAAACAUGCCAUAAAUUUGAAGGUGUUGAAACCCAAACAUAUCAUACAAUCUGAUGGUCACAAUUGUGGUGUUUACGUGAUAAUGUUUAUUGAAAAAAUAAUAACCAAAGGUAAUUUAAAUGAUAAAUUUUUCACUCCCCAAGGUUAUAGGUCUUACCUACAGCAUUGUAUACUUGGUCACAGUGACUGCAUUAAAGAUAUAUGUUAUAUUUGUGGACGUUCUGUAUUAAGCCUCAAUAAUAAUAAAACAACAUGGAAGUGCACUUUAUGUCAAAGAACAUUACACAAUGAUUGUAUCUCACCAGAUAGAUUUUGUAUGUUGUGUGCUCAUUAUAAACAAAACCACCUUAUUCAUGAUUAAUGCUUCACGAUUAUUACAAUGUAAUAUCAAUAUUAUACAAUAAUCAAAUAUUAUUUUAAUGCAAUAAAAUGAACAUACCUACAUGUAACAGGAUAAAUUAAUGCAUGAAUUAACUUACAAUAAGUAGUGCCCUGUUUAUACCAAUUAUUAUAAUCAUUGAGUAACAUACUGAUUACUGAAGGCACCGAUUUCACCACAUAAUUAAUGCAUGACGAUUAUUAUAAUGUAUACAAUCAAUUAUAAUUAUACUCUAAUAUUAUUUUAAUGCAAUAAAAUGAACAUACCUAUAUCCCAUUCCACGGGGUAAUACAUUUGACAGAACCCUUAUUACAUCCCAAUAAGGGUAGUUUUUGAUUAUAUCAGAUGUCUUUACUCCUGGAAUUGGAUAUACACGUAACAGGAUAAAUUAAUGCAUGACAUCAUUAUCAUCAAAGAGAUACCAACUGUUUACUGAAGGCACAAUUUUAAAUUUUUCACUACAUAAAGUGGUGUAAUAAUAAUAUGUAUGUUCAUCCAAAUUAUGAUUAAUGCCUUCAUAAUAGCUACUAAUGCAUGACUUAGUUAGAUGUAGUUAGAUGAAGGGGAAACAAAGAGUUUUUCUUUUUAAUCAAAAAUAUUAUUGAGAUUAAGAAAAACUCUUUCAUGAUGUAUUAUAAAAUAUAUGAAAAUUAUGUGUCUUUAAAUGUAACAAAACAAAUAUUUUCAUCACAUGAUUUACCUUAAUUUAUAAUACUGAAAUUCCUAGCCACACCUCCCAGUGGUCCCCUUCGGUAACUAAGGUGCAUUAAGGGAAACAUGCAGAUAAUAACUCUUCAUCAUUAGUGCACCUUAGGCGAACGUGGCAGGAAUGUAAACCUAAAUAAAUGUAGUCUUUUCUAUAGUUAUUAACGUUUAUCUAUGUAUACAAUGUUUCAGAGUGAAGACUCUCACAUCAUCACUAUCACCAGCUCCGCCAUCAUAUUAUGUGGAGAACGAACAAUCAUGAUGAAGCUGACGCCACAACAUUCCAGAACCACCAUAUACCGUAGUACAUAUACCGCGGCAACGGGAGCAUGAAGAAGGACCUGCAGAACAUCAUCUGGGUGUUCCAAGGGACCGAUCUGUAUAAUAUCCUGAUGUACGUGGCUCGAGACCUAUACAAGCUGCCGCCUGUUACACUUGACCACAUCAAUUUGACCCGGCUCGCACCUCAAGCAUUUUUUAUAUGAACUAAUUUUAAUUUGAACGAUAUAGAUGGAUUGUCAGUGAUGGUUGUUCAGUCUUAGGGCCUGUUUCACAAUGUCUGGGUAGUGGCUACCUGUCGGGUAAAAUACAUGUUGUCACUGUCAAAAAAAUAAUAACAGAGUGACAGCAUGUAUUUUACCCGACAGGUAGCCACUACCCAGACAUUGUGAAACAGGCCCUUAACAUCGUAAUUCUACCACUAGGCUCUUAUUUUUAAUUUAUUGAAGUCUGUAAACCUAUGAUAUAAAAUACAUAAUUUUGUCUGUGAUUAAAUUGUUUAUAAAUAAAAAAUAUAUUUUAA